Molecule: messenger RNA, 2191 nt
Organism: Arachis stenosperma
Lineage: Eukaryota; Viridiplantae; Streptophyta; Magnoliopsida; Fabales; Fabaceae
Product: protein EDS1L-like
Exons: 3
Coding region: 100-2040 (646 amino acids)
Biological process (GO): defense response; lipid metabolic process
Source: RefSeq, a predicted model, not a curated record
UUGUGAAUCACUAAAUUGUAAGCAAAGAACAAAACUUUCUGAAACUGCAUAUAUAGGACGCAGCUCUUACAUAUAUCCCCAAAAAGCAAAAAAAAAAAAAUGUCCCUUUUUAAUUUUCGGAAUUGUUGCUAUGGAGACUCCAAAGCUUCUGGGGUGGACAAGGAUCUCCCUCAAUCACAUGAAGAUUCCCUAUUGGGAUUGAGAGUGGAUUUAAUCAAGAAAGCGUGUGCUUUGGCAUUCAAAGCUCACAAAUCUCCAAAGAAGUAUUAUCUUCUUGAAAAGAAGAACAGGAGUUGGUUGGAAGCUGACCUUAUUAUUAUCAGCUUUCAUGGAUCAUGGGCUUCAAGUGAUUGGUUCGUUGACAAAUCUUACGGGGUAACAAAGAUAAACCAGCAAUUGUUUCCUUCACUUAAAAGUAUUGGCAAUGAUGAAGUUGCCUUGGUGAAUGAAGCUUUUCAGCUGAGAUUCGAAUCAAUUUUAAGCAAUUCAUCUCUUAAACAUGAGGUGAAAGAAGCUAUGACAAAAGGGAAGCAGUUAAUGUUUACAGGGCACUCUUCUGGUGCUGCAAUGGCCAUUCUUGCAACAUUGUGGGUCUUGGAAGAGUACCUAACUAACAAUAACAAGAACAAAAACCACAAGCUUCCCCAAUGUAUAACUUUUGGGUCUCCCUUAAUUGGCAAUCACAUAUUCUCUCAUGCCACAAGGAGGGAAAAUUGGUCUCACCACUUCACACAUUUUAUUACCACUUUGGACAUAAUGCCACGGAUUUUGUUUGCUCCUUUCCAUUCUAUUCAGCCAAUUUUCAGCUCAAUUCUCCAACUCUUCAAUCCAAAGUCCAAAUCUUCUGGCACCGAUUCGGAAACAGACCGUGUGAUUUCUGAAUUUUACUCAACUGUGAUGAGAAACACAGCAACAGUUACAAGCUAUGUUAUCUCGAAUCUCAUGGAUGACACAAAUUUGCUACUUGAGACUCUACCCAAUCUCCUUGAUUUAAGUCCUUACCGACCCUUUGGAAACUUCAUUUUCUGUGCCGCAGAUCGACCACCGGCUGUGGUAAGAAAUUCAGAUGUUGUCUUGCAACUUUUAUUCUACACUGCUCGGAUAAACGACAUGUCAGAAGUUUCUGAUGUUUCCAAGAAAAGCAUAAUGCAACAUUUGAGGUAUGAGGUUGAAUUCCAGCAAAGUUUCGAAAUUUCGAAUGUAGUGUACUUGGAUCAACUGGAGGAGCUUUCUUUGGCUGCUGAUGGUUCUAACAGAUUAACAGUUAGCACAGCCUUGGACAGUUUUGGACUGUUUCAGGACACAAUAGCAAGAUUGCGCCUUCGAGCAGCUGGCGAGUGGCAGAAACAGAAAUACAAAAAUGAAGAGAAAGUCAACAGGGAAUUUAAUGAGAAAGCCGCGGCGACCAUGAAGCAUUUGAAAGACUACAAAGAAACAUGUGAGGUAAGUUACUAUGAUGCCUUCAAGGUGCACAAGGAUGAAAGAGACUUCAAAGCAAAUGUGAAGAGGCUUGAAUUGGCAGGGGUGUGGGAUCAUAUCAUGGAGAUGCUAAAAAAGUAUGAACUCCCCGAUGAGUUUGAAAGCAAAGCAGAAUGGAUUGAGCGUGGUACAAUGUACCGCACUCUGGUGGAGCCUCUUGAUGUUGCGAAUUACUAUCGCCAUUUUAAGGACAAAGAUGGAGGACCAUACAUGGACAAGGGAAGUAGGCCAAAGAGAUAUAGGUACUUACAAAGGUGGGUUGAGCAUGCAGGGAGAAUGAAGAGUGAAGAUGAUUACUCCGAGUCAUGCUUUUGGGCUGAGUUGGAGGAACUAUGGAAAGAAAUUAAUGACAACAAUGGUUCAUUUGAAGAUGUUAAGGAAAGGGUUUUGAAACUUGAGACUCGCAUAAAGGAAUGGUUUGAGAAAGGGAAAUUGGACAAAGAUGUGUUAUUCGAAGGUUCUACUUUGGUGAAUUGGUGGAAAGCUUUGCCUCCUAAUCAUAAGAAAGAAUCGCCCAUUAGAAGUCUUGUUGAAAUGUCUCAAGGAAUAAACAUGCAAUAGAAUGCUAUUCUACUCUAUAAUAAUCCAUUGGGGGAGUGAAGGAGAAGAUGUAUUUGGAUAGGGAAGGAUGGCAAUAGUUUCAAAGUUAGAACAAUAAUGUGCAUAUUGUCAAUUACCUUUUACUAGAGGAGUAUUAAUAUUAUGAAUUCAA